AUCACUCGCUGACCUGCUCAGUGCACUGGAACAGUACAAUGACGAACUCGCAAAUAUAACCUACAGCAACAGCACCGAUAUGCUAGGUUCAGCCCUCGACGCCCUGUACGACCUGCUCGCCAUCCUGAACACAACCUCAGCCACGACGCGCUUUGUUUUGCGAUAUAUUGAAAUAGAAGGCUGCCAGGAGAACUCUACAGCAAUAACAGGCAAAGUGUUUGACGUUGUUAAGCAGAUCGUUGACGAACUCUGCGAAGCAGUCCUUCAAGACGCGGGCAGUGGGAAUGCUGAAGUCGUGCAGUGCCUCGAGGACAAGAUGUAUGAAAUGGCCGGGAACUUACGGAAACUCGGCAUAAGCGAGACAGAAAAGGGCAUUCUCAGGUGCCACAUAACCAAUGCCAUAAACUUGCUUCAGGAUUACAGAGAGGGCAUUCCAAUCAGCGUAAUGCAAGAAUGUUUAUAACUCACCUGGUAACCACUUUGAGGAAAGAAGACAAG
Penaeus chinensis is the source of this 498-nucleotide messenger RNA. RefSeq lists its product as uncharacterized. Bases 80 to 463 code for a protein of 127 amino acids. The record is from RefSeq and is a predicted model, not a curated record. Lineage: Eukaryota; Metazoa; Arthropoda; Malacostraca; Decapoda; Penaeidae. The transcript is spliced from 4 exons.